This is a messenger RNA of Scomber japonicus (chub mackerel), 954 nucleotides long. RefSeq names its product regulator of G protein signaling 5b (gene rgs5b). The transcript is spliced from 5 exons. Bases 141 to 677 code for a protein of 178 amino acids. Lineage: Eukaryota; Metazoa; Chordata; Actinopteri; Scombriformes; Scombridae. The record is from RefSeq and is a predicted model, not a curated record.
UCUCCCACACAAACAGCAGACCAGCUCAGAGCUUACUCACUUGUAACAAGACAGGGAAGCUGAGUACUACACUACAUACCUUACAAGCUACUGUCAAAAUCUUUGGAAAUAUCCACCAGCAAGCAGGAUAAUAUCUCAUCAUGUGCAGAGGACUCGACUCGCUGCCUAUCACCUGCCUGGAGAGGGCAAAGGAGCUGAAAGCUUUGUUUGGAAGUUUACUGCAGAAGUCAGAUCACACCAUCACUGGGCAGUUAAAGAAAAGUGAGAAGCUGAGGUUGAAUGUUGAUGAGCCUCUGAAAUGGAAGGAGUCAUUCGAGAAACUUCUGUCCAGCCAAAAUGGACUGUGCUUAUUCAGAGCCUUCCUCGUCUCAGAGUUUAGUGAGGAGAACAUCGCUUUCUACUUGGCAUGUGAGGACUUCAAGGCGACUAAAUCUUCAAAACUGACCACCAAGGCUAAGAAAAUCUUCGAUGAGUUCAUUGGCUCAGAUGCACCACGAGAGGUAAAUCUUGACCAUCUGACUAAAGCGAUCACCAAGGAGAAUAUGGAGCAGCCCAGCCAGUCCUGUUUCAAACUGGCCCAGGCCAAAAUCUACAACCUGAUGGAGAAGGACUGCUACCCUCGUUUCCUGAAGUCCUCCACAUACUUGGAGCUUAGCAGAAAGUCCAAGACAGGCUAAAUGACUUCAUUACACAAUGAGAUGUAAUCACUCCUCAAAGGGACAUGAAUAAGCUUACUGACGCACAGCAGAGAAUGGAAAGGCUACAGACGGAACACAUACCUCAAGUGAAGGAGUUUCGUGAAGGGCUGUGGAGUUAUUUUGAAGACCGGAGGUACCACAGAUCGGGGUCCGAGCUGGAAGAUGAAGGACAUGUGAAGCUGUGAGAAGACACUGACAUAGACUGAGUUCCAGUCUGACUCUGAAAGAGACACCUGUACUGUACAUACAAGAGCUG